Messenger RNA from Carya illinoinensis, 1923 nucleotides. RefSeq names its product serine/arginine-rich splicing factor SC35-like. Lineage: Eukaryota; Viridiplantae; Streptophyta; Magnoliopsida; Fagales; Juglandaceae. The record is from RefSeq and is a predicted model, not a curated record. The transcript has 10 exons. The coding region runs from base 188 to 985 and encodes 265 amino acids. Gene Ontology annotation, molecular function: RNA binding.
UCAGCUGCCCGAAUCAACAAUAGCUCACUCUCUGUAAGAUAAAUGCGGACGGAUAGUUGAGUCCGAAACAAUCGUGAUUUUUCCAGCAAGUUCUAUCCUCAGUCCUCACCACAAACCCUAACCCUAAUUCUGAAGUCCCGACUCCCCCCUUCCCCCCGCGCGUCUCUCUUAGCCCCUCGAGCCAAAAAUGUCGCACUUCGGAAGAACAGGCCCUCCGGACAUUACCGACACUUACUCACUCCUUGUCCUCAACAUUUCCUUCCGUACGACUGCGGAUGAUCUAUUCCCGUAUUUUGAUAAAUACGGCAAGGUCGUGGAUAUCUUCAUCCCUAGAAAUCGAAGGACUGGUGACUCAAGGGGCUUUGCAUUUGUGCGGUACAAGUAUGCUGAUGAGGCACAAAAGGCAGUGGAUAGGCUUGAUGGUUGGUGUCACUCUGUCUCCCCCGUCUGUCUCUCUCUUAAUGAACGAAAAGUUGUUGAUGGUCGAGAGAUAACAGUUCAAUUUGCUAAGUAUGGGCCAAACGCAGAGAGGAUUGACAAAGGGAGGAUUAUCGAACCGUCCUCAAGGUCAAGAAGUCGCAGUCCUCGUAGGAGAUACCGGGAUGACUACAGAGAUCGGGGUUCCAGGAGAAGAAGCCGCAGUCGAAGUUUUGAUAGAUACGAUCGUGAUAGGUAUGGGAGGGAUAGGGGUUAUCGCCGCCGCAGCAGGAGCCGUAGCAUUAGUCCUGAUUACCAUAGGGCCCGAGGAAGAGGUCAUUAUGAUGAUGAGCUUCAAAUCCGAAGCCGAAGCCGAUCAAUGGAUAAUGCCUCCCCUGAUCGGCGCGGCAGGCGUAGCCCUAGUCCUCGCAGAAGUCCUUCCCCACAGAAGUCUUUGUCUCCUAGGGGUAAAAGUUCUGAAAGGCGAAGCCAUGAUGGACGGUCCCCAACUUCUCAUAGUAUUUCACCCAGGGGCCAUCCUGCUGAUUCUCGAAGCCAAUCCCCGUGAAAGUCAGAUGUUGAUAUGACUCAUUAUCUUUGAAUGAUUAUCCUGGUUGUUCAGAAAAUUCAUGGAGACAUCGUUCUGCUGUUCUUAUCUGAAUCCUAAGGGCUAGUUUUGGUUUUAUAGUUAUGUUCGGGGAACAAUGGUGGGGGCUUGAUAGACGGAUGUUGAAUUUUAGCUGUUGAUGCUGUUCCUAAAAUGUAGACGGAUGGUCGUGAUAUUGAUUGCUGGUUGCAGCAGUGUGCUGGUUUUACAAGUAUGAUUGUUUUAGCAGUAUGCUGGUUGCCGAGAGCUAUAUAUGUUAACUAGUUCCCUCUGGAAAUCAUCUUUGGGGUUCUAGUUGCUGUGAUGCUCUAAAGACAAAAGUUGAACGUGUACUUAACCUCUAGCUGACGCUGCACAAUGUGAUGGACCAAUGAUUCAUUUCCGUGAUCUGGCUACUGAACAGAACUACAAAUCUAUAUGUGGGUUCUUGAGUUCUGGUAAAUUUUGCUAGCCGAAAAAAUGAGACACGGUAACGAGUUAUGUGAUUUUGUUUAGGGUUAUUGGUCUUUACAAUGCUUAACCCGUCCUUUAAGAUUAUAAUUUAUGCUUUUUAAUGUGGUGAGAUGUUUUAGCACACGGGUCCAUGACCGUAGCUGUGAAGUGGUUGCUGAUGCCUGUUGUUCUAUGAUUGGCUCGUGAUUAACUCUGAAGUAUUAGUGACUAAACAAUGCCACCUGGCCACUGCUGCCCUUUUGCUUGGUUCGGGUUGGCAAUGUUACUGGCCACUGUGGCAUUGAUUGUAGCUACCUAGCUGUCUAGCUGUGUUGCUUGCUUGCUUGCUUGCUUGCAAAAUAUUUAUAAAUCUGGUCGAACAGAUGCCUGGCAUUUUGCUUUGUGCUCCUGGAUUAAUGGUCUCAUCUCACUGCCACAAGUUUUAUGCGUUAAAAAUCUCUAUUUUA